CUUCGCUGCUUUUUUUUUUCCAUGUCUGCGGGAAUUUGUCUCGGCUAACGCGGCGGGGGAAGAGUCGGAGGAAACUAGAGCGGAUUUUCUUCUUCUUCUUCUUCUUCUCCUUCGUGAAAAAGCGGACGUUGUGAAGCGGACAAGACUCUUCUGUCGGUUUUUAACCCGCGCGCCGCGUCUCCGGUUCAAGUGAAACGAUUGUUUUGCCGUCCCGUGACGGAGUUUCCCUCUCAGCCGCUGGGUGUCAGGAGGAGAGGAAGCAAAGAUGCCGAAACCGAUCAACGUCCGUGUGACCACCAUGGACGCAGAGCUGGAGUUCGCCGUCCAGCCGAACACCACCGGGAAGCAGCUCUUCGACCAGGUGGUGAAGACGGUGGGUCUGCGCGAGGUCUGGUUCUUCGGCCUGCAGUACGCGGACAGUAAAGGCUACAUCACCUGGCUGAAGCUCAACAAGAAGGUGACGGCGCAAGACGUGAAGAAGGAGAACCCUCUGCAGUUCAAGUUCCGCGCCAAGUUCUUCCCGGAGGACGUCUCGGAGGAGCUCAUCCAGGACAUCACCCAGAAACUCUUCUUCCUGCAGGUGAAAGAGGCCAUCCUGAACGACGAGAACUACUGUCCCCCGGAGACGGCGGUGCUGCUGGCGUCGUACGCCGUCCAGGCCAAAUACACCGACUACAACAAAGACGUCCACAAACCCGGGUACCUCACUCACGACAGACUGCUGCCUCAGAGAGUCCUGGAGCAGCACAAGCUGACGAAGGAGCAGUGGGAGGACAGGAUACAGACCUGGCACGAGGAGCACAGAGGAAUGCUCAGAGAGGAGUCCAUGAUGGAGUACCUGAAAAUCGCGCAGGACUUGGAGAUGUACGGAGUGAACUACUUUGAGAUCAAAAACAAGAAGGGCACGCAGCUGUGGCUGGGCGUGGACGCGCUCGGGCUCAACGUCUACGAACACGAGGACAAGCUGACGCCAAAGAUCGGUUUCCCCUGGAGCGAGAUCCGAAACAUCUCCUUCAACGACAAGAAGUUCCUCAUCAAACCCAUCGACAAGAAGGCGCCGGACUUUGUGUUCUACGCGCCGCGGCUGCGCAUCAACAAGCGCGUCCUGGCGCUGUGCAUGGGCAACCACGAGCUGUACAUGAGGAGGAGGAAGCCCGACACCAUCGAGGUGCAGCAGAUGAAGGCUCAGGCGCGCGAGGAGAAGCACCAGAAACAGAUGGAGAGGGCCCAGCUGGAGAACGAGAAGAAGAAGCGCGAGCACGCCGAGAAGGAGAAGGAGAGGAUAGAGCGGGAGAAGGAGGAGCUCAUGGAGAGGCUGAGGCAGAUCGAGGAGCAGACGAUGAAGGCUCAGAGAGAGCUGGAGGAGCAGACGCGCUGGGCCCUGGAGCUGGAGCAGGAGCGCAGGAGGGCGAGGGAGGAGGCCGAGCGCCUGGAGCGGGAGAGGCGGGCGGCCGAGGAGGCCAAGGCGGAGCUGGCCAAGCAGGCGGCGGACCAGCAGAAGAACCAGGAGCAGCUGGCUGCCGAGCUCGCCGAGUUCACGGCGAAGAUCGCGCUGCUGGAAGACGCCAAGAGGAAGAAAGAGGACGAGGCCAACGAGUGGCAGCACAAGGCCCUGUCGGCCCAGGAGGACCUGGAGAAGACCAAGGUGGAGCUGAAGAGCGCCAUGACGCCGGCGCCGACGACGCACCACGAGAGCGAGCACGACGAGCAGGACGAGAACCACGCCGAGGCCAGCGCCGAGCUGUCCAACGAGGGCGUGAGCCAGCUGGACCUGCGCAGCGAGGAGGAGCGCGUCACCGAGGCCCAGAAGAACGAGAGGGUCAAGAAGCAGCUGCAGACGUUGAGCUCGGAGCUGGCCCAGGCGAGGGACGAGACCAAGAAGACGCAGAACGACGUGCUGCACGCCGAGAACGUGAAGGCCGGCCGCGACAAAUACAAGACGCUGCGGCAGAUCCGACAGGGCAACACCAAGCAGCGCAUCGACGAGUUCGAGUCCAUGUGAGCAACGCCCCCCCCCCCCCCCCCCCCCCCCCGCCUCCGGGAGAGCGUCGUGGACAGACACCGCCGUCCUCCUAAUCCCCCCCCCCCCGAAUCCCCCUCAGCCUCCCCGGGCAGCAAUCUGGAGAAAUCUUCCUUGUCAAACUUUGCCAAAGUCCUGCCCCACAUCUCCUGUCUGAUAUUCUGGAUUUCUGGAUUUUCUCCUCGUCCCGCUGCGGCGGCGGCGGCGGGCGGAGGGGCUGAAAUACCAAAAUGGCAAUAAUUGAUUGAUUUUGUUUUGUUUUGUUUUGUUUUUUUCGACUCAACACGGCCAUACAAAGCUACUUUUCGUUUGUUUCGCUCGACGACUUGUUUGCAGAGCUUCAGGAAGACUCGGUGUUGUUUAAGUUUGAGACCGGCCCGUCGUGGUUUUUAAAAAGCCCCGCCCCUCUUGCUUUUUUCUUUUUUUUUUCUUUUUUUUUUUUCCUUUGACCCGUUCUGUCGACCGGGGCCCUUCUUUUUCAGUUGAGGGCAGCUUUUAAUUCCCGUGCUACGAACAGGAGGGCUGCAGUUUUUUUGUUGUUUUGUUUUGGGUUUUUUUUUUUUUUCUGGGGGCGGGGGUGGGGGGGAGCUCCUGGUCGACAGGAGCUGCAGUUCGAUCCAGGUGCGGCUCCAGGCUGAAAAAUCCAUUCUGUGAAUUGAAUUGAAUCGACUCGACCCUCGUAGGGGAAAGAGCCACCCAGCUUGUCGCACGGCAGGUUUUUGACCAACGAAUGUAGCAAAAGGUAACAAAGGGAAACGUUUCUUUUUUUUGUUUGUUUUUUUUGUUUUUCCUCCUUAAACAACGCAGAGGUGGUAGGAUUGUGUAUCAUCAGCUCUCGUCGCCCUCAAAAAGUAUUUCUAAAGAUAAGCUACGGGUGCCGUCUGGUGUCGAAGCUCGCCAGGUCCCCCCCCCCCCCCCUCCCCCCCAGGGACAGAUCUCUACCUCAGUAAUAUUGGCCAGUGGUGACUGAAGGUCAAACCCUCGGGCUGUUCCCCCCACCCCACCCCACCCCCUUCUCGCCUCUGCCUUUCUCAAAAGUUAAAGGUCACGGUUGGUUUUACUUGGUCGCUGUUACAUUUUUGGGGCGUCGAAACGUGUCGUUUCUCACACUUCCUGAGGUUUUUUUUUUUUUUUCGGGCGUCAGCAGUCAAGACCUCUUUUUAAAAAAACAAAAAAACAAACGAAAGUCUCCUGAGCGACAUCAGCGGAACGGCCUUAAAUGUCUCCGCUGUCUCGUUUUUUUUGUGGAGUCUUAACUGAGAGAGAAAGAGACUCCCCCCCCCCCCCCCCGAAACAGAGAAAUUCUCAUAAAACAAGAAAACGAAGGGACUCUAUGCGUCGUGGUGUGGGGAAAGAUGCUCCAGGGUGCAUUCUUCAAACUAGUGAACAUGAAAUUCCAGUUUUUUUUAUUAACAAUAUAAUGUUUAUAUGAUUUAUUUUGCUCAUACUUGACAAGCUGGUGGCUGGUGUGUAGGUUCUUUUUUUUUUUUUUUUUUUUCAAAUUGAGUUUUAAAGUGAGGAAACACUGAAGCCUGCCUUUGUUUCGCUUCAGUGUGUUAGUAUUAUAAUUUUAAUUGCCAUGGGGGGGGGGGGUCAGUGGAUAUUUUUUUGUAUCGUAAAGACCCUGAACUAGCGGAACAUAUCGUCACGUCGGUAUCGCCGCCCCCUCCCUCCGAUGACGCCAGCAUCUGUGGUCAAUACCCAUUCUGACACCAGCUGUCACAGUUUGCUUUUUUUUUUUUUUUUUUUUUUUGCUUGUGUGUUUUUUUUUUUUUUUUUUUUUUAAUGUCGCUCGUAUUGGUUGAGAUAGAAGACACAGGAUCAUUUCAUGGCGAAUAAAAAGUUUGAAAUUUU
This is a messenger RNA of Salarias fasciatus (jewelled blenny), 3874 nucleotides long. Its product is annotated as radixin. Gene Ontology annotation, molecular function: actin binding. Gene Ontology annotation, cellular component: cytoskeleton. Bases 266 to 2002 code for a protein of 578 amino acids. The transcript has 14 exons. NCBI's taxonomy places the organism in Eukaryota, Metazoa, Chordata, Actinopteri, Blenniiformes, Blenniidae. The record is from RefSeq and is a predicted model, not a curated record.